AUGUCCGAGUACAACUGCGCUGCUAAGGGUCCUCUGAAACUUAAAACGGAGGCAAAAAUGUCCAAGCCGAAGAAAAACAAGAAGCAUCGCAAAGAUGACGCUAAAAAAAUAAUUGCAGCCGAAGUUGUUUCAGCUGAAAAAGAGCCCGUUCUUACUAAAACUGCGGCUGAGGUCGAAUUCGAAAGAAAGAAGGAAAGGCGAAUGAUGGAAACAAUUUUGAGCAAGGCUGAAAAAUCGCACAAGCAAAGAAUCAUGGAAUUUAAUGAACAGUUAAAUUCAAUGAGCGAACAUUUUGACAUCCCCAAAGUAUCUUGGACCAAAUAG
This is a messenger RNA of Rodentolepis nana, 324 nucleotides long. NCBI's taxonomy places the organism in Eukaryota, Metazoa, Platyhelminthes, Cestoda, Cyclophyllidea, Hymenolepididae. The record is from the annotation of a GenBank genome assembly.